CACACGCCACCCACCCUCUCCACCCCUCCUCUGGCCACUCAUCCCAGCAUGCGGCACCUAAUCAGGGGUAAGACCAACAGCAUCUUCGCGGGACUUGAAGUGGAUCUCUCCUCUGCAGCUGCCUAUAAAUAAAUGCAGCGUUUCCUGCGUAUGCACACACACUGAGUGACUAUCAGCAAGCCACUGCCGGCAACUGGGAGCUACAGAUCACAGGAACAACGACGUAUCAGGUGCUCAGGUCCUCUACAGUUCUCUCUGGUCCCGUACACCGUGCGGAGGAGAUUCAGAAGACAAGGAGGCACUAUUGCAAGACUUGCCAACGCUCUUGAUUUUAUUCUGUCCCGGGUGACCCCUACAACACCUCGUACCAAUCCCUCCAAGACACCAACACAUUUAUCCAAAAACAGACGGUCAAGGGAACAGAAAGUCUGACAUGGAAUUGCAUCAAGGUAGAAGAUCCUUCCAGCACAAGUGUGCACGAUCCGGCGAUACAUUGUAUGCAGGUCUGGUAAUCACACUUUUGAUCGGAGUGUGGUAUGCCCAGGCAUUGGAGGUGUCUACAGGGAAGGUUCCUUUUGUGGAAGUUUUGAAUGGAAGUUCUGUGCUCUUACCCUGCACUUACACAAGUUGCAUAGGGAUAAAAAAUCUGUUCUUUAACUGGCAUUUCAGGAGCAAUGGAACAUUGCAUAAGCUUUGUGAAGCUCUCAUUCCAGCUGAAGGCAUAGAACCAAAGAUGCAUAUCGAUCACAACCGGGUGGAGUUUGUUGGCUCCAGUAAGCGAAGUAACAUCUCCAUACUUCUGCACAAUGUAACCUUUGAGGACCAGGGAGAGUACAUCUGCUUCGCCCGUAAUGAAAAGGAAAAAUAUCGGAACCACAGUGCUGUCUUCACUCUUUAUGUAGUGGAAGAAUUAAAAGUAGUGGACAACACAUUGACAGUCGUCAUUGUGUCUGUGCUGGGAGGCGCCAUAGGUCUGAUCGUCCUCAUCAUGGUUAUUAAAGCUGUGGUUGUGGCUGUUCUCAGCAAGGUCCAGGAGAAGAAUAAAGAUUGCCUUGUGAGCUCAACAGGGAACGACAACACAGAAAAUGGCCUCCCUGCCUCCAAAGCGGACACCAAAGCGACACCAAAGGCAUGAAGAGAACUAUGUAUGUGUACAUAUAUGAGCACACGUUUAUAUGUACACAUGCAUAGGUACAUGUAUACAUGUACAGAUCGAGCGAACGUCAUAACAAUGGACAGUUUAUUCUUAUUAUCUUAUAAAAAAAUGCUACGUAUAAAUAUGUGAAGAAAUAAAUCAUAUAUUUUAGAUUGGGCUUGAGGAAAAACAUGAGAUGCCACGGGCUGGAUCAUACACCAUGACCUCAACAACAACAAAAAAACUGUACAGAAAGCAUUGAUUGAUUGAUGUUGCAUUGGUGUGCCUCCAUUCUGCUCUGACUUACCUGUGACACAAACUCAGAAACUGCCUUGUACAAACUGCCAUAUCUGUUCAAUGCUUCACAGCAAAGAGAACCACGUAACCGAAUGUUUGCGAAAACUUCCAGUGUGACUUUACACACCUUUACACUGCAUUCCAGACGUUCCCGAGUCGAUACGAAUGCUUUUUUGGAGGAAUAACAGACACAUUAAAGCAGAACAUAACCACCGGUGCCUCAUACAGUAGAAUUGGAAAAUGUUUACCACAAACCCAAGCAGCUAAAACACAGAUUUUAACCACUCCCAGUGAUUUUACAAGUGAUUAUUAGGUCAUAAAGAGCAGGAUGUGAGGGCACCACUAAGCCAGAAAUAUACUCUACACAACUAUACACAUACAUAUGCAAUGCGAGAGCUUGGUUCUGUUUUACAUAAAUGUGCAUCGGUGUGAAGAACCUUUGUACUCCUGGGGCGAUAGUGGGGAAGUUUUUGCUCUGCCAUCAUAGCGAUAUGCUAUGUGUUUUGCUUUUGAAGUAUGUCAUAAUGCAGUCACACAGGAAUGUGAGCUGGAAGCUAUUGUGUUCGUAUGUUUGUGUAGAGUAUGUUUAAGUCCUACAGUUGUUUAAAGGUAAAAGACCUUCCACAGAUGCAGAUAUAAGGGGUCUACUGUAUAUAUCCAGGAUCCAGUCCUGCGCUGUAUUGUUUUCUUUUGAUGUUUUCUUUUCUGCUUUAGAUAAAACACAGGUGCCUGUAAACGCUUUAAGCUCCACAUGCUUCCUUGGAGCCUUCAAAUGCUAUAGAAAUAACAUCAUUAAAUGACUCUCGCUUAAGACGCAAAAAAUAAAUAAAACUACAAAAAAAUCUUCAACACAAAAAUAAAUAAAAAGACAAUCCCCAGAAACCAACUCCCUGUAGAAAAAGAAUGCUGCUGCUUUUAACAAUUAUAACCAAUAACUUUUCUUAAACGCAUGUGAACAAUUUGAUACAUCUAGUGUAUGUUUCCAUUGCUCCAGACUGUGUUUUUCUGUCUUUUCUAACGUGAUCCGGACUUGGACUAUCAGUGCUUGUAUGCAAUGCCACUCUUGCUAGUACGUCUUGUAGGCUAUGUGUUUAACAUACAGUGUAGUUCACCGGUAAAGCAUAUUGUGCCGUCCAAAUGUCACAGCUAGGGUACCAACCAUAUUCAUAUCUCAAAGUUGUUUAAUUUCGACUUGGGAUCUGAUUAGCAUGCUAGCAAAUAACUUCUGCGUGCUUAGCUGCACUUAAUAAAGACACUUACUAUUCUUUACAGAUGCAAUGCAAAGGCUACUUGUUCCAUCAUACUAUAAAGAUCAAAAUAAUUCUGAGAGAAAAUACAACAGUAAUGACUCUCGAUAUGGGUUUUUCUCGAUAAAGGUUAAAACUAGCAUUUAGCCUAAAACUCUCAUAGGCUACUUGGAUUAAUGACCAGCCUGAUGCUAAUUCGAAUCAUUUUUGCAAAUAUAAAAUGAACUUUGUUUAUCAAAACAAGUCAAUAUUUACAAUAUUUCAAUUAUUUAGGACUCAAUGCUCGAAAUGCAGAACAGUUAGAGGAACAUGGAGGAUUCACUUUUGCUUCUGUCGGACUGUGUAAACACACGGCUAUCAUUCAAAUCCAUGUUUCCGAAUCAGGUGCGUGUAAAUGUAUCGACAACUUCAUCACAUGCAAUGAAUGUCACUUUGCAAUUACGCCGCAAAAAAUGCAACAAAACCCUCACUCGUCUUCCCGCCAUAACCCAAAGAUGAAUGUACGUGGUAGUUGAAGUUAUGGCAUAACAAGAGGGAUUGUUUCUGGGCACUUUAUUAAUGUACAUACAGUAAACGUGACUGUGUUUAGAAUGCUAUUAUAAUCUAGGGCGAAAAGCCAUGCAGGGAUUUUGCGCAAGAUAUUUGAAUAUACUGCUGAAUGCCUGUUGUGGUGUUACUGGGAUAUGAAAUAUAUGGUAACAUAUGAACAGGAAUAGAUAGUUUGAAUGUGUGCACAUAUUUAGAAGUCUUCCAAAACACUUGACUCUCGUUUAGAAAUCAGGGGCUUCUGCAAUCUCAACAGUUUGGAAAGCUAUUGACAGAGCAGCAUGACAUCUUUUAUUUGUGGGAAUGACGUUUGUUAAUCUGAAUCACUACAUUAAUUGAAUUGUUUCUACCAUAAAAUAAAAUAAAUGUUUGUCCAUCAGUUAAACAGAGUUAAAUUUGAGUUUCAAUGAAAAACAAAACAGGUUUGAAGCAAUAUUUAGGUAAAUCAUGACAUCAUUUUAUUUUCAGGUGAACUGUUCCUUUAAAUGGUGUUCAUGAAUAAGAGAAAAGGUUUAAUGCUGCUCUGUAUGUCAGGUGCACUUUUACAGAUGUAUUGUAGGUCAUGUGGCUCGUGUUCAGUGUCCUGUCUGUUGAUGAGAAUCCAGCUGUUGUCAUAUUUUAGCUUGAUCCGAACGUCUGGAGGCAGUGUUGGUGUCUCCAUCACUUGCUCUUUCAGACACAAACACACAACGGCUAGUCAAUUAUUAGGAGAUCUCACUUAGCCUUUUGAAUUCAUUUAUGGUUGAAUUUUUUAAUAAUUUUGUGCUACUUGCAGCUUUGUUGCCUUUUGUGAUUCGCAGUUUGUUUUUAAACUGACGCAUGAAAAGAUUACGUAGGGCGGCAAUACUGUAAAAACAAAAGAAAGACAAAAGUAACAAAAUAAGAAAUAGUCCAUGUUGGCUUAAAAUAGUGGACUGUUGUAUGGACAGAAAGCAAUGUGAACUGAUCUUCAUCAGAUUUCUUUAGGAUUAUUAUUAUAAUAUUGCCUUUUCUUGUUCUGAAGUUUGAACUAUUUUGCUAUUCCAUUUUUUUUUGCUUUUAUACAGAUUUUCAACUUUGCUUUAGGAUAUUUAUUGAUUUGGUGUGUACCUGUUUAGCUGUUUAGCCAUCUAGAUGUGUGUUUUCUUGAUAUGAGAGGUUACUGUAUGUCUACAGGAAUGGCUGGAAUUCAAUUGCUGGGAAAUCUGGGAUCGGUUAAUAAAGUCUUCGCAUUAAAAGUAGGCUGCAUAUAAGCAGUGAUGCAGUGCAUUACACACAUUCGCAUGUCUCCAAUGUGUUUCUCUGUGGAUCUUUGCACUUGAAGGGACAUCGCAGGGACAUUUAAAGAGACAAGCAGGGGCGGACUUAGUCAUUUGGGGGCCCUAAGCGAUUUCAGGCAUGGGGCCCCCAACAGUCGUAAUAUGCACCCUUUUAAAACCCUUAUUUUGCCAUCUCGUUCUCAAAACGUUUUCUCUACAUUUUUAAAUAAACUGUAUGUCACUUACUAUCUGUAAAUAAUUUGUCUCAAGGUUAAAUAAAAAAAUCACAAAUAAAAAACUAAAUUCCCAAACAAGCUAUUUACAACAUUUGAUAUUAUUAAUGUGGUCUUGAGACCUUUCAUGCAUUUUUAGAAGACAAAUCUCUACAGUUAUUAUACCCAUCUCCACUGUACAGAUUGAUCCAGUCACCAAAGAAUCGACAACAAACGCAAACUACACUAUGAUUUUUUACACUGUAAACUGUGACAACAGCACAUUGUCAUUUUCCGGGGCCGGGAGAAAGCACACCUGUGUGUCUGGGGGGAUAGAGGCUACUGGAGCUGCUGUGGGAGCAGCACUGACUUUGUUAGCUCUGAGUGACGUUUGUGUGAAAAAACAAGAGACUUUUGGAAGUUUUGCCACAUUCAUUUUUCUCUCUUCUUUUUUGACUCCGCUGGGGUACAUGGGUUUCAUUAUAUACUUAAUCUCCCGCUGGCAAAUUUCCUCUUGCACUUCUAAGUUCUAACCGUCUCUGUCUCCCCUCCCGUCUGCCGUUAAGUUCUCAUACUCUGGCCACUGAGCUGUUGACGUAGGUGAAUAACUAAUAGAUUGUUUCAAAGCAGAGGGAGGCAAAUUCACGCAGAUGUUGUGAUAGUGUUACAUUUUAAUGAUUGUAUCUAUCUUGUAAUCUAUGUAUUGUAUCUUCCUGACCAUACAAAAUAUGAUAGAAAACUAAUAUGUUAUACAUGCUGUAUAUAAACUUCUGGGUAUUUGUUGAAGGCCCCAUGGUUUCCUGGGGCCCUAAGCGGCCGCUUACCUCGCUUAUUGGUUAAAUCUUUCCCUGUGCUCAAGCCCAAAUCGCUGUCUCACUUAUCACAAUGCAUGCAACAUUUACAGCUAGAAUAAAUAUCUGCAUUUCGAUCUUGGUUAAAGAAAGUAUCUAUAUACAGUAUAUAAGACUUGGAAUACUUCAAAUGUGCUUUAUAUGCACCUGUCUUUUCUCUGUAUUUUGCAGUGAGAAUUUGCUCUUCUUAAAAAAAGACAUUUUCCAAUGUCACAAAUCCUCUUGCACUCUUUUAAGAUUCUUGUACUAUAUUUAUUGGAGAGUUUGCCGAUCUGAAAAUUUGAUCCUAUUCAGGCACAGAAUUUUAUUUUUUAAACGUUGGCUAAGAAAAUAUUGACUCUAAACUAGAUUUCACUGCCUGGGUGACUGACUCAUUCUCACUGCCAAGCCAAGAGACGAUCAACACAUUCCAAGACACCCUGUCUCCCUCUGGUGGAUUUUAACACUUACGACCAUUUAAAAAAGUAUUCCAGUCACACUUGCUGUGUUUAGAAUUAGAAAACUGCAUACAGUACACACUGAACGACGGAUACGAUUUUGAAAAUUGUAAUAUGAAAUAAAAUCCAUAAAAAGAUCAAAUACAAAGCUAGCCGUCAAUACUAGUCAACAACAGUGGCAAAUUCAAGGUGAGAACAAUUGUGUUGUAUUCUACACAGUGUUUUGCUGUAUAUUAUACAUUAUAACAAAUAAAGUAAGUCCUCCUGAAAUUCAAAGCUUAGCAUACAGCAAAAACAGUUCUAGUAGUAUGAUAAUGCUGUUCUGAAAUUUACACAAAAGAAGUUUAAACGUUAAUAUAUUUUAAGUGUACAAUAAGUAUUCUUUGUACACUUAAUAGACUAGACACAUUUAAAAGUAAUAAAAGAUUAGUAAAAUCGAGACAGCCUACAUUUUUUCAAAGCUUCUCUGUACCCUGCUGUAUAUCACCCAUCAGUGCAGAAAGUUCCCUUUAUUUUAAUUCACUUCCAGUCUGUUUUUGAGAAAGGAUCAUAGAAACGUUUGAAUAAUGAGCGACCUGCUAGAUUUUCAUCACCGCCUCCGACCUUGCACUUUAAAGGCUUACAAGCACAGACAUCACGUACUCAGAAAGCAAAAGGAACAAAAGAACAUUUGUGUACAGCUGUUUGUCUUUAAAUUUCCCUUUGUACCAACAUCUGUCAUAUUCUCUUCUCAUAACCAUGCACCUCAGUAGAUUUCUCUGGAUUGUAUAGAAUAAACUAAUAAACAACAUAUAAAAUAAAGGUUUGCAUAAAAAUAU
This is a messenger RNA of Triplophysa dalaica, 6781 nucleotides long. RefSeq names its product sodium channel, voltage-gated, type IV, beta a (gene scn4ba). Gene Ontology annotation, biological process: regulation of ventricular cardiac muscle cell membrane repolarization; cardiac muscle cell action potential involved in contraction; regulation of sodium ion transmembrane transporter activity. The transcript is spliced from 5 exons. Gene Ontology annotation, cellular component: membrane; voltage-gated sodium channel complex. Bases 434 to 1135 code for a protein of 233 amino acids. The record is from RefSeq and is a predicted model, not a curated record. Gene Ontology annotation, molecular function: sodium channel regulator activity; transmembrane transporter binding. NCBI's taxonomy places the organism in Eukaryota, Metazoa, Chordata, Actinopteri, Cypriniformes, Nemacheilidae.